Messenger RNA from Astyanax mexicanus (Mexican tetra), 1742 nucleotides. RefSeq names its product coiled-coil domain containing 105 (gene tektl1). The transcript is spliced from 8 exons. NCBI's taxonomy places the organism in Eukaryota, Metazoa, Chordata, Actinopteri, Characiformes, Acestrorhamphidae. The record is from RefSeq and is a predicted model, not a curated record. Bases 320 to 1654 code for a protein of 444 amino acids.
UCUACUAUAUGACUAGGCUUAAUUACUUCUAGUGCCAUUAUUGCUCUUUCACCUCUAUAAAUAAUAACAGUAAAAGCUGUACUGUAGACCCGAGUGUUUAAGCAUCUCUGGUCUUCAGCAGGAGCUAAAGUUUCCCAGGCAGGAGGCGGUGUUUCCGAAACAAAGAUAUCAUAUCCCCCUUCACCUGAUUCACCGGGGUCUCCAGUUACACCCAAUCACACCUGCAGGGCCUGCCCGCUCCCAGUCUCUCUGGAGACGGCUCAACACUGCUCAGCCCGGCGGAGAGUCAGUGAUUUAAUCAGAGAGGAUCAGCGGGGGAAUGAGGGGAGUUUUCUCAGCUCCAGCGGCUCCAGUCUCUGUAGGAGAUCAGAAAUGGCGGGACCGCUCUCUGAGCUCCAUCCAGCGCGCCCAGCGCCUUGUCCUGCAGACCCACAUGGACGCGCUUCAGUCGCCUGCGCGAUACCGCAGAGCCCCGCUGUCCUCCAGACUGUCCAACAGUAUACGGCUCGAGACUCUAGAUCCUAUCCGACCCAAAUCCACCGGGACUACGCUGUAUUCUUUGGGUGUGGGUGGCCCAUUUCCAUCACCUGCCCUUCGUGACCAAAGCGCAGAAGUCAGCAUCAGUUUAGCUGGCAAGUACAUGCGUGGCGUGAGAGAAGUGGAGGGAUGGUUGCGGAGAGAAGCAGGGAAGGUCACUCAAGAGGCUACGAAGCUGCAACACCAGAGAGAGAGGCUGGAGAAAUUACUCUGGAGCUUCAGGAAAGCUCUACUUGUCAACCAGCAGAGCACAGAUGGGAGGAAAUGCAGACCAGCCACCACAGAGACAGGUAGAGAUGGCGCAGAUCUUCUGCUCAGCCAUGAGAGGAAAGGCCUAAAUAAGCUGAAGCAAAAAAUGGAUAUCAUCCUGAAAGAUACUCUAACUCAAGAGCAGGCCCUGGCUCACUGCAGCAGGCAGCUACUGGAUUGUGCCUUAGAAAGGUCCAGCGUAAUAGAGCUUCUUCCUCAGCUUGGGUCACCAUCAAAAAACGUGCACACUUCCUCCUCCUCGCCCCUCUCCAUGAAACCUGACUCUGCUGGACCAUAUACCCCAGAGUGUAAAGAGGUGCUGGAGUCGUCUGCGGCUGAGUUACAGAAGUCUCAGCAGCUCAGGGAGAGUAUUAAACAGCUGAUGUGUGAUGCCAUCAUUAAGCAGAAAAAUCUACAUUAUUCAGCCAAUGAGGGGCUGCUGAAAAAAAUAGCAGAAACGGUUAAUCUGCAGCAUCAUCUAACACUGAGCUCCGCUGCUACAAAACAGGCCAUCAACCGCAAGCAGAGACAGAUGCAGUCUGCCAGCUACAGUCAUGGCAGAGUUUUGGGCCCAGUUUCCAGUGAGGACCUGUUCUGCAGAGAGAAGCUUGACAGGCCUGUGAUGCAGGUCUAUGGAAGACAUCAAAGUUGGCUCCUUCCAGAGUCCAAUCUCCUAACACAGGGCAAUGUUACGCUGAAGCAACACCUGGAGUCUGCAGAGAAAGCUGUAGAAGAACUGCAGGUUGCUCGAUUGCAUUUGGAUGAGGACACAUAUUUAAAGCGGGCUGCAGCUAGUGUGGACUCAUCUGUUGUCCGGCUUCGUAGAAGACUUGUACGUCCAAAGAUUCUUCAGGUGACAAACACCUAAAAUUCGAAGGACAUACAAACUAUAGAAAUCGAGUCUGUACUAUUAAACUCUUUAUGCCCAGUGUUACAUUAAAACUUUUAUAUAAGAA